AUGUUGGCAGCCCUGCGUGAGUUCGAUCUCGAGAGUUCUCCUCAUCUCGAUAUAUCCGUCGACUCCUUUUAAGCUCUCUUGGAGUGAUCGGCGAAAAAAAAUCGAAAUAAUCGCGGAAGGAUUUUUGCGAGGGUCGCGAAUUUUCGUCGAAGACACAACGCACCCUUCAUCUGACUCUAGUGCGCAACCCUUCGCACGUUAUUGCACCUCUGGCCAACAUGGCGGCGACGUUAGGUCGGAUUUGUAAAUCGGGUCUUUUAAAGCCGAAUUACGGCACCCUGAUCGGCCAGACCAACAAUUUCUCUACUACUGUGAAAGAUUGGUCUAGGGGUCGAAAAGUGUUAUUAACAUGCUUAGGAGUGACAGCCGGAGGCAUCAGUGCCUUCAUCUAUGCUUUAGAUAGCUCAGUAAGAGCUAGUGAUUUGAUAGCUCAUCCACCAACAUAUAAGUGGGAUUUCUAUGGAUUGUUUAAUUCUCUGGAUCAUGCUAGCAUGCGACGAGGAUGGGAAGUCUACAAGAAUGUGUGUGCAGCUUGUCACAGUUUGGAAUAUGUUGCAUACCGUCACCUUGUUGAUGUUACUCACACUGAAGCAGAAGCCAAAGCUCUCGCAGAAGAAGUCUUGAUAGAAGAUGGCCCUAAUGAAACAGGAGAAUAUUAUAAACGCCCAGGAAAAUUAUUUGAUUAUGUACCAUCUCCGUAUCCAAAUGAAGAAGCUGCCAGAGCAUCGAACAAUGGUGCUUAUCCACCUGAUCUAUCUUACAUACUCAACGCCAGGCAUAAUGGAGAAAACUACAUUUUCUCUUUAUUGACUGGAUACUGUGAUCCACCAGCUGGUAUAACAUUGAGAGAGGGACAAUAUUUCAAUCCAUAUUUCUUAGGCGGUGCCAUUGGUAUGGCACAGGCUAUUUAUGACGAAGUGUUGGAAUAUGAAGAUGGUACUCCUGCAACUGCCUCUCAAGUAGCAAAAGAUAUUACCACAUUCCUAAUGUGGACUGCCAAUCAUGAGUACGAUGAUAGAAAAAGAAUGGCUAUCAAGGCUAUUGGAAUACUGGGAAUUCUCACUGCUGCUUCAUAUUAUUUCAAAAAACACAAAUGGACGACUAUAAAGAGCACAAAAUUAAUGUUUAUUCCUAAAAAAUAUAAAUAGUUAGCUAUAGCUCGUGCUGGAAAUUAACUCGGCGAUGUUAGCUAUUGCGCUGGUAUCGGAAUGUAGUUUCACAAUUUAAGCAAUGUAUCCGGCAAGUUAUGGCUCCUUUCUGAAGAUUCAAAUUUAUUCAUAUAGCAUUUGACAUGUGAGUUGAAUUGUCAAUUUGUCAUCACCAAAUUUAAUUAAAUUAUACAUUGUACAUAGCUAUAUAAAUGGAGUCCAUCGUCUGAUUUAAAUAAAUUGUUAAACAUAAA
Molecule: messenger RNA, 1402 nt
Organism: Nylanderia fulva
Lineage: Eukaryota; Metazoa; Arthropoda; Insecta; Hymenoptera; Formicidae
Gene: Cyt-c1
Product: Cytochrome c1
Biological process (GO): mitochondrial electron transport, ubiquinol to cytochrome c
Cellular component (GO): respiratory chain complex III
Molecular function (GO): electron transfer activity; heme binding
Source: RefSeq, a predicted model, not a curated record